This is a messenger RNA of Penicillium antarcticum, 1662 nucleotides long. Its product is annotated as MFS transporter. Gene Ontology annotation, biological process: transmembrane transport. The record is from RefSeq and is a predicted model, not a curated record. NCBI's taxonomy places the organism in Eukaryota, Fungi, Ascomycota, Eurotiomycetes, Eurotiales, Aspergillaceae. The transcript has 7 exons. The coding region runs from base 1 to 1662 and encodes 553 amino acids. Gene Ontology annotation, molecular function: transmembrane transporter activity.
AUGAGACUAUCCCAACCUGAUCCUGCCGAACUCAAGAAUGGCAAAGACAAUGCAAACCAAGGAACAUUGAUCAAGCCACGCAAGACCGAAGAUCGAGACUUUCUUCAAUCACCAUCGCCUUCCAUACUGUCAGGGCCCGAGAAAGUCCUGUCUAUUAUCAUUGUCACCACCAUGACUUUCCUGGGCCCAGCACCGAUGAGCAUCUACUUUCCCAUCCUGGGCAGUCUGUCUCGAGAUCUGCAGGUCUCCCCCAGUGAAAUGAGCCUUACAAUCACUGUGUAUGUGAUUACACAAGCCCUCUUUUCCCUGCUAACGGCAAGUUUCUCGGACCAACUUGGACGUCGACCGGUCUUCAUCGUCCGCCUGACAGCUUCUUUGGGGGCCAACCUUGGCCUCGCAUGGCAGACCAGCUUCACCGCACUUAUGGCGCUACGCUGUCUGCAGAGCUUUGGCAGUAGCAGUCUGUCCGUGGUGAGCAUCGCCACCAUGACGGAUAUCAUCACCCGUGCUGGGCGUGCGAAGUACCGUAUCUACACCUCCUCGGGCUACACCCUGGCCAGCUUGCUUGGAUCGGUCACAGGCGGCCUCCUCGCACAGUUUAUCGGGUGGCAAAGUGUGUUCUGGUUCCUAGCAAUAUAUGCCGGGGUCAUGCUGUUUAUCACCCUGGUAUUCCUGCGCGAGUCGUGCCGCGCGGUGCUGUAUCCCCUUGAAUACUGUCAAGUAUCGACCCCUCAACCUCCCUCAACGCUUGGACAGGGGGUUCUCGAUACAAUCAGACUCCUCGGCAGCUGGCAGACAGGUCUGUUGGUAGCAUUCCAGGCCGUCCUCUUCUGUGGCACCAUGGCUAUCUUCGCCAACAUCCCGCUGCUUUUCGAGCGCCAAUAUGGCUUCCAGGCCUGGCAGGUCGGGCUAGUCUACGUGCCCUAUGCUGCUGGAGGAUUUGCCGCGUGCUGGAUAGUCAGCCCUCUCACGGCAAGGAAUGUUCGGCGAUACCGGUGCCUUGUCGGCGCGGAAAGCAUGGAUCACCGCCCCCAGGACUUCCCUUUUGAGCGUGCCUGUCUGGAGGUCAUCCUCCCUCUAGUCUACCUGGCCUGUGCUUGGAAGAAUAUAAUUGCCUUUGGACAUCCGGUGUCGGGAACGACUGUCAAGCUUUCCCAAGGGGAUCAUGGGGAGCUGCUGAUCAAAAGCCCAGCAGUAUUCUCGCACUAUCUGAACGACCUCGCUGCUACAAAAGCCGCAUUUACAGACGACGGGUUCUACCGAACAGGUGAUCUGGUGUCGCGGGAAGACACUAAAUAUUUCUUCCAUGGUCGCGCCUCAACAGACUUCAUAAAAUACUACGGCUAUAGGAUUCCCAUAUCCGCCCUCGAACAGAAGCUCAACGAGCUCCCGGGGAUGAGGGAAGGGUACAUCCUCGCCAUGCCAGACGUAAACUGUGGUUACCGCGCCGCAGCCCUGAUUCGACUCACCCAGGAUGCCGAUGCUGACCUUCAAACAGCCACAUUUGCGCGCACAAUUGGCGGAGGAGACUAUCCCGCGCACAGUAUCGGGCAAAAUUAUUCGCCGAGACGCUGUAAUGCGGUUUUUUCCUAUGGACCAGGAUGGACGCAGCCCGGCGGCGGUACAGGUGUUCAUGGCGCAACCGUCGGCAUGUCGGGCUAG